Messenger RNA from Hylaeus volcanicus, 3759 nucleotides. It is a transcript of the gene mei-9, whose product is annotated as DNA repair endonuclease XPF. Gene Ontology annotation, biological process: double-strand break repair via homologous recombination; nucleotide-excision repair involved in interstrand cross-link repair; resolution of meiotic recombination intermediates. Bases 990 to 3587 code for a protein of 865 amino acids. The transcript is spliced from 21 exons. The record is from RefSeq and is a predicted model, not a curated record. NCBI's taxonomy places the organism in Eukaryota, Metazoa, Arthropoda, Insecta, Hymenoptera, Colletidae. Gene Ontology annotation, molecular function: single-stranded DNA binding; damaged DNA binding; single-stranded DNA endonuclease activity. Gene Ontology annotation, cellular component: nucleotide-excision repair factor 1 complex.
AUGUCCGACAAUACGACUAGUGUUAAUUUUUUGCAGUUAUUACGUUUAUUAAUUACAAAACAGUAUGUGUUUUGCAAAAUUAUCGUUCUCGGAUGUAGAAUGUGCUUCGAAACAAUUCGUCUUUUUACGCAGUCGGUAAAUUAAACGCAAUACAGAACACGAUCGGUAAAAAUUACAUUGAUCGCAAAAUGUAUAUUCUAUCCAAAAUAAAAAAUCAUAUAUAUGUUGUCAAAAUUUUAUUUCUAUGUGUACAUGAUGUAAAAUCAUUGAGUUUUUAAUAGAAAAAUAGACAUAAUCUCAUCUUUACAGUUAACCUCUUCGAAUUCAAACUUACUGAACUUACGUUCACGAAACGUUUGAUGUCAAAAGCAGUCAAAAGCUUGAAUUGGAACCUUACGAGGAUUAAAAUAACAAAAUUUGCAGUUGCAUGUUGAUCAUGUUAAACUGCACUAUACUAUGAAGAAUAUUUUUAUUUUCAUUGUUUUGCAUAUACCCUAUGUGUUAGCAUUUAAAGAGAAAUUAUUGCAUUAUAUAACUGACGAAAUCACAGGAGGUUCGUAUAAAUAUUAUAGUUUAACAUAUGAUGGCUUUAUCAAAAUAACAUUGAUAUCAGAGUAUGGUGAUGCAGACUUAUAUGCUUCCCAAUCAAUAGCAAAGCCGACUUAUGAGCCUGAUGAAUAUUGUCUUCAAUCUGCUACAUGUGGAGAGGAUACUAUACUUAUUCCUGAUAGUUUUAAGAGACCAGUUAGUAUAGGAGUUUAUGGACAUCCGUCACAUGAAAGCAGUAAAUAUAUACUUUUAGUAUACGAAACAGUAAAUACAGAAAAUUUAUUUUAUGAAAGGAAUUCAGAUACUCUUCAUAAAAAUUAUAAUAAUGAGGAACAAGAUACAUCAUUUUCAGCAUCUAUUACAUGGUAUCUUUUAGAUUUACUUUUUCAAAUCCUGUUUUGAUGAUUAUAAUAACAUAUUAGGCAAUUUUACUAUUAAUCAUGUUGGAAUAUGAGAACCAAAUAUUUUUGGAAAUGCUCCAUGAGGAUGGUUUGCUUGUAGCAGCAAAGGGACUUGGUAUAGAAACUGUAUUUGCAAAUAUAUUAAGAGCUUAUAUAGAUCCUGGAAACUUAAUUAUAGUCCUCGGGACUACAAGUCACGAUGAAAGAUACUUUAUUGAUACUUUAAAAAGCUUUGGAGUAAAACAACUACCUCGUGUGGUAACUUCUGAAUGCUCUGCUGAUGAAAGAUCAAUAAUGUAUCUGGAAGGUGGGGCAUUGUUUAUGUCUGGUCCAAUUCUGGUAGUAGAUUUAUUAAAACAAAGAAUUCCAUUAAAUUUAGUUACUGGAAUCCUUGUGUAUAGAGCGCAUAAUAUUUUAAGAUCAUAUCAAGAAGCAUUUGCUCUUCGUUUAUAUAGACAAAAUAACAAGACCGGUUUUAUCAAAGCAUUUUCUAACUCAGCAUUAGCAUUCAGUGUUGGAUUUACGCAAGUAGAACGAGUAAUGAAAGCUUUAUUUGUUAAACAAUUGUAUUUGUGGCCACGUUUUCAUGCACUUGUAAAUAGUAGUCUAGGAAAACGCAAGGCAGAAGUCAUUGAACUGCAUGUAAAGAUCACACCAAAAAUGUUGCACAUUCAAACUGCUUUACUUGAUGUGAUGAAUUACGUCGUAAAAGAAUUGAAAAAACUUAAUAAAUAUUUAGAUUUAGACGAAUUAACUGUUGAAAAUGCGAUAGCUAAAAAAUUUCACAAGCAAUUGCAAUCACAAUUAGAUCCUAUUUGGCAUCAACUUAGUUCCACUUCAAAGCAGUUACUUUCAGAUUUAAAGACGUUACGAGCUCUCCUCGCAUGUUUGACAUACGAAGAUUGCGUGUCAUUUUAUGCGAUGCUAAACCGUUUACGUACUAUGGAAUAUGCUGUGAAAAAUAGUGGCUGGUUGAUGCUAGAUUCUGUAGAUUCUUUAUUCAAAAAUGGAAAAAGUAGAGUUUACAAUGAAAAGAAUGAAUUGAAACCAGAAGCAAAUCCAAAAUGGAGAGCUUUAACAGAAGUAUUACUUGAAAUUCAGCAUCAAAGUAAAAAGAAGGGAGAUAAUGGUAAUGCUGAAAAAAUUCUUAUUUUGGUACAUGAUCGUACUAUAUGUUACCAAUUAAGAAAUUAUCUAACUAUGGGUCCUAAUGAGUAUUUAUUGUAUGAGGCAAUGAAGAAACUCGCUCCUAAAGAAGUAAAAAAAGCAAACGAAACCAGUGUAGAAAAAGCAUCAUCCGAAGAGAAAGGUGGUGAUGAUACUGACGAAACCGAACAAGACACCUACAUGUUAACAUUAUCUCAAAAAGCUAAUGAGGAAAGUGAAUCUAAUUCACCACCAGAUGAAAACAAAAAUCAAACAUUAUUUGAGGAUUGCUCACAAAUGGGAGAUUUAGAUUUAACUAUUGCAACAACAAACACGCCUGUUAUUUUAAUACAAUCUUUAAAAAAAUGUGGAGAUCCAAUGUCUUUACUACGCGCUUUAGCAGAACAUAUGCCAAGUAAUAUUAUUAUGUACGUUGCUGAUAUUUCGGCUGUACGGCAAAUUGAAGUGUAUCAAAACAAUAACCCAUCGAUAGAUUUAAAAGUAUAUUUCUUGAUUUAUGGGGGUUCUGUAGAAGAACAAGAAUAUCUUACAUCCUUGCGACGGGAAAAAGAAGCAUUUCACAAAUUAAUCAAUGCAAAAACUACCAUGGUUAUCCCUGAUGACCAGGACGGAAAAACUGAUGAUUUAAAUCUUUCAUUAGAAAUUAAUACAAAUGACACAGAAAAUACACGCAAAGGUGGAUUAUCAACUGAACCUCAAGUUCCAAACACUGUAAUAGUUGACAUGAGAGAAUUCAGAAGUGAACUACCUGCAAUAUUAUAUACACGAGGGAUGAGAAUUGAACCCGUAACGUUACAGGUGGGAGAUUACAUCUUAUCACCAGAAAUUUGUGUCGAAAGGAAAAGUAUUUCUGAUUUAAUUGGGUCUUUAAACAGUGGAAGAUUAUACAAUCAAGCUAUUUCAAUGACAAGAUAUUACACCAAGCCAAUGCUUUUGAUAGAGUUUGAUCCAAAUAAGCCGUUUUGCUUUCAGGGAUAUUACUACGCUAGUAAGGAUGUACAAAAUACGUUCAUAACUUCAAAACUUCAGUUAUUAACUCUACAUUUUCCUCGAUUAAAACUUGUAUGGUCGCCUGGGCCUCACGCAACGGCACAAUUAUUUGAAGAAUUAAAGCAAGGAGCUUCUCAACCAAAUGCAAUAAAAGCUGCUCAAAUAGGAUUUGAAGAAAACAAAGAGGCAACGGAAAAAUUCAAUUCAAAAAUUCAAGAUUUAGUUUCUAAAUUACCAGGAGUUACAACAAAAAAUUUGCAAACAAUUUUGAGCAAAGGACAAUCAUUAGAUCAUCUCAAUAAUCUUACAAAAGAGGAACUUGCAGAAAUGAUCGGAAAUAAACACGAAGCACAAAUGUUAUACGAUGCAUUUCACGAAAAAAGUUCUCCCGCUGAAGAAAAAUCGAAAACAAUUGGUAAGAAAGCUGCCGUCGGAUAUAGAGGUCGUGGAAGAAGACUGUUUUCUAAAGUUAAGCAAUGAUGUUCAGACGUACAUAGUUUUUUAAAAUAUUUAUUGCUUAAUUUCUACUUCAGUUAUGUAUAAAAUGCGAGAUCAUGGAUGUAUACUGUGUUAUACGCGAUAUCAGUAAUGUGAUAUAAAAAGAAUUGUGCAUGUAACAAUUUUCAUAGAAAAUAAAAUAUAUUUUUAUCUA